Molecule: messenger RNA, 1040 nt
Organism: Canariomyces notabilis
Lineage: Eukaryota; Fungi; Ascomycota; Sordariomycetes; Sordariales; Chaetomiaceae
Exons: 4
Coding region: 333-851 (172 amino acids)
Source: RefSeq, a predicted model, not a curated record
ACAUAUCACCAUCUGCCACACGUUUGCGUUUAAGCCUCAGCUUCGUGAAGCAUCUAUGGGCCCAUUUGGCGCCGGAUAGGUAAGUCCGGCCCGGCGAUACGGAGUUAUUCGGUCGUAUCGCGUUUGACUGCUUGGCAUCCAUGAUAUCAGUUCAGAUUUCAGAAGUAGCAUCAGCUAUCAGGAUGUGUUAUAAAUGUCCAUCCAUGAUCCGAGUCUGCGACGACUUCUUUUAUCAUCAAUCUCUUGACUCUACAUAACUGCCAAGUUGCUACUAGUAGCUACUGCCCCAACAACUGAAGUCCAAAAUUCCUUUUCACGAGCUCAACGCAAAAAUGGCUUCGUCAUACGACAUCACCCAGUAUCUCCUCGACAAGUCAAACAUUCACGACACAGUCAUCAAAGUGCCCCUCUACUACGACACGCGGAACAUCGAAGGUUGCAGAAACGAAGUCUAUGCCCCCGAGAUCCUGGUCGACUACACAUCACUGCUUGGCGGAGAACCCUUCACCGUCUCACGGGACGAGUGGGUCGACCGAAUCGAUGCCAUCAUGAAGGGCUUUGAAACCUGUCAACACAUCACCUCGAGUGUCGUCGUCGAUCUUCCACAGCCUACCCCGAACGCAACACGUCCGGAUAAAGCGAGCGUUCUCGCCCAAGUGAACGGCAACCUGAUCGGCAAGGGCUCUCCUGAUAUGACAAUGAACGGUGGUAUGCUUGAGGCCGAGCUUACACGAUUUCCGGACCUCGAGAAACAGGGGCUCAACCCCUGGCGCAUCUCAAAAUACAAAGUAAUUAAGCGCUGGGAGACUGGGAAUGCAGCUGUUUUGGAUCACGCAAAGAAAAAUAUAUAAGCAUGAGCGUCUCGAAAACGGAGCCUGAGCGUGGAGAAGAGGGUUACUGAUAUCAUGAUGACGGUCUGCCACCGGCUAGGUACUGAUUCGAUAGCCAUUUGCAGCGGUUACUUAAUCUGUACUUCCAACAGAUAUGAAAUCAUUGCGAAAUUCAAAUAAAUGUCAACUUGGAAGUCUUGAGAACCCCAC